Messenger RNA from Chaetomium strumarium, 669 nucleotides. RefSeq names its product glutathione-s-transferase. The transcript has 2 exons. Bases 1 to 669 code for a protein of 222 amino acids. NCBI's taxonomy places the organism in Eukaryota, Fungi, Ascomycota, Sordariomycetes, Sordariales, Chaetomiaceae. The record is from RefSeq and is a predicted model, not a curated record.
AUGGGCUCGAUCGUGCAUCUAAAGCCGCUGAAGCUGUACUCGCACAAGCGUGGACCCAACCCGUGGAAGGUUGCCGUGAUUCUUGAGGAGCUUGCCAUCCCAUAUUUCUCGGAAUAUGUGGAGUUUGAGGACACCAAAGUCGAACCCUACAUAUUGCUAAACCCGAAUGGCAAGCUUCCUGUACUGGAGGAUCCCAACCAGGAAAUUGUUCUUUUCGAGAGCGGCGCCAUCAUCGAGUACUUGGUCGACCAGUACGACGUGGAUGGAAAGCUCACUCCCGAAUCUCCCCAGGAGAAGUGGCUGGCACGGUCCUGGCUGCAUCUGCAGAUGUCUGCGCAGGGACCGGCGUGUGGGUACAAGAUCUGGCUGAAUCGUACCUACGCCCCGGAUGCCCUGGUUGCAGCGAAUGAAUUUUUCACCAAGGAGAUACAACGCGUCGUGGGUGUGCUGGAUGGCCAGCUCCAACGCCGCAAGGACCCGUUCCUCCUCGGCCCCAAGAUGUCGUAUGCGGACUUGGCGUUUGUUCCGCACUACCUGAUGCUGUCUCUGUUUGUGCCUGGGUACGACCCGGCUGUCGAGUACCCGCAUUUUGCUGCUUGGCUGGAAAGGAUGAAGGAACAGUCAUCGGUGAAGAAGAUUGUGGCUGCGAAGGAGGCUCUGUUGAAGUAA